Talaromyces proteolyticus is the source of this 1269-nucleotide messenger RNA. RefSeq names its product RTA1 domain protein. The record is from RefSeq and is a predicted model, not a curated record. The transcript is spliced from 5 exons. Lineage: Eukaryota; Fungi; Ascomycota; Eurotiomycetes; Eurotiales; Trichocomaceae. Bases 265 to 1269 code for a protein of 334 amino acids. Gene Ontology annotation, cellular component: plasma membrane; fungal-type vacuole.
CAUCCGAGAUGUUAAUGCUAUGGAACGAAGGUAGGAAGUAUGCAGCUUCACAGUUUACUAUUUGGUUGCGACUGAGUAGUGUGAUUUACUAUAUUUAGUUGUAAUCGGACGAUGCGGUUUACUCUUUUUUCGAAUGCUGCUAUUCCUGCCGGGGAGUUGCUUACUAUGCGGUUUCACAUUGCAUAGUAAGCAAUCUAACAAUUUGUAUCAGCCAUCUCACUCAAUCCAAGAACACCACCAGAAACCCUAUCUUGUGCAGCUACCAUGUCGGGCUGCACCACUGACUGGAGCAAUGUCACCCUCGAAACAUUCAACCAGACACUCCUUAACGAUACCUCUCUGUGUACUUCCUGCACCUGCCCUCUCGUCCUCGAUGGUGUUCAGCUCUCCUGGGUGAGAUACUAUCCAUCCCUGGCUGGUAAUGUGCUGUUCACAGCUAUCUUCGGCCUAUGCCUUGUCCUGCAGCUCUUCUUCGCUAUCCAGCACAAGACAUGGGGCUUCUUGGUCGCUAUGACUAUAGGUUUGCUGCUCGAAAUAAUCGGGUAUGUCGGUCGCCUUCUUCUGAGGGCUGAUAUGUUUUCUUUCUCGUGGUUCCUGAUGUACCUGGUCUGUCUUACAAUCGGGCCGGCCUUCUUCUCUGCAGCCAUCUACCUCACACUGUCGCGUCUAAUCAUCAUUUAUGGACGGGACAAAGCGCGCUUCCGCCCGCAGAUCUAUACCUACGUCUUCAUCACUUUCGACGUGAUUGCCCUAGUCCUGCAAGCAGUUGGCGGCGCUGUUGCCUCGGUUGCGUCGGCUUACUCGUCACUACAGAACGCUGGCGUUCAUACAAUGGUCGGCGGGCUCGCCUGGCAGGUCUUUUCUCUAGCACUGUUUGGUCUGUUGAGUCUCGACCUUUGGUGGCGCGUUAUCCAUAGCCCUCCAAGGAAUGAACCAAUGAACCGGACAUUUGAAUCACUACGGUCGCGUCGGUUCUUCCAGCCCUUCUUCAUGAUCGCCUUCUUCUUUGCAGGCCUAUUUAUCUUUGUGCGGUCUGUUUUUCGUUGCGCCGAGCUAUCGAACGGGUUCGGUGGUGCGCUGGCCAACGACCAGAUUACGUUCAUGGUGCUGGAAGGGGCCAUGAUGGUCCUAGCAUGCGGCCUUCUCACCUUCUUCCACCCGGGCUUGAUAAUUGGAAGAAAAGCGUGGGCAAUGGCGAGCUGGAAGCAAAACAAUCGAGAUAGUUCUUCAGAAGAAGGGUCCUACAGGCUGAGCAAAACCGAACACUAA